AUGCAACAGGGACGCACCGCCGGACGACCAACUCUUUCUGCUGGUUCUAUUAAACUUAAGAUUGAGGACUUCGGCUCAACACUACAAAAAUCAUCAAUAUCUGCUGAGAACUAUAAGAAGUCAGUUGUGCAAGCGAAAGAGCACAUUUUAGCCGGUGACAUUUUUCAAGUGGUCCUAAGCCAGCGUUUUGAGAGGCGCACAUUCGCGGACCCUUUUGAGGUGUAUCGCGCAUUGCGCAUUGUCAAUCCUAGCCCUUACAUGGCCUAUCUGCAGGCACGGGGGUGUAUUCUUGUAGCAUCAAGUCCUGAGAUUCUUACUCGAGUGGAAAAGGACAAUUGUCAAUCGGUCACUUUUGCUGGAACAAUUAGAAGAGGAAAGACGAAAGCUGAAGACAAGGUUCUAGAACAACUCUUGUUGAGUGACGAAAAGCAAUGUGCCGAGCAUAUUAUGUUAGUAGAUCUGGGACGCAAUGAUGUUGGAAAGGUGUCCAAACCAGGUACAGUAAAGGUUGAGAAACUUAUGAACGUGGAGCGAUAUUCACAUGUCAUGCACAUUAGCUCGACAGUUACUGGGGAUCUGCUUGAUGAUCUUACAUGUUGGGAUGCUCUGCGAGCUGCAUUGCCUGUUGGAACAGUUAGUGGUGCUCCUAAGGUGAGAGCGAUGGAGUUGAUCGACGAGUUGGAAGGGAAGAUGCGUGGUCCAUACGGUGGCGGCUUUGGCAACAUCUCCUACCGCGGCGACAUGGAUAUCGCCCUUGCCCUGCGUACCAUCGUCUUCCCUACGGCUUCCCGGUUCGACACCAUGUACUCGUAUGACGGCGACAACAGCGCGCGCCAGGAGUGGGUAGCGCACCUCCAAGCCGGAGCCGGGAUCGUCGCCGACAGCAAGCCAGAUGACGAGCACCAGGAGUGCCAGAACAAGGCUGCCGGCCUAGCUCGUGCCAUCGAUCUCGCGGAGUCUACCUUCCUUGACUUCUCGGAUGUGUAACAGAUUUAGCUCUCGCUCUUCCUAAUUUGAAGUCUGGCAGAAAACAUCCAAGUUUGUCCGCUGUCGGUGCUGCACCAAAUAAACAAUUGUAGCUAGUGUAAUAAGUUUUCAAUCAAUAAAAUAUGAAGCAGAUUGGAAUUCAA
Molecule: messenger RNA, 1130 nt
Organism: Lolium perenne
Lineage: Eukaryota; Viridiplantae; Streptophyta; Magnoliopsida; Poales; Poaceae
Product: anthranilate synthase alpha subunit 1, chloroplastic
Biological process (GO): L-tryptophan biosynthetic process
Source: RefSeq, a predicted model, not a curated record